Molecule: messenger RNA, 288 nt
Organism: Spirometra erinaceieuropaei
Lineage: Eukaryota; Metazoa; Platyhelminthes; Cestoda; Diphyllobothriidea; Diphyllobothriidae
Source: the annotation of a GenBank genome assembly
AUGGGUAGGCUUUUAUCUGAAGUGCUCGACUUCGUCCAGCCGUGGUACGCCAAGUUCUCGGUUUCUUCAUCUUCAUCUCCCCCCCCCUCCUCCUCCUCCUCCUCCUUUUCCUCUCUAUUCUUUCCCUUCUUCCCCUCCUUCCUCGUCUCCUUAUUAUCCUUCUACUUCACCCCAUUCUUCUUCUUCUUCUUCUUCCCCUUCUUCCUUUUCUUCUUCCUCUUCUUCUUCUUCCUCUUCUCCUCUGUCUCUUCUCCUCGGCCUGAAGCACCAUACAGUAAAACUGGCUGA